Molecule: messenger RNA, 1389 nt
Organism: Diabrotica virgifera virgifera (western corn rootworm)
Lineage: Eukaryota; Metazoa; Arthropoda; Insecta; Coleoptera; Chrysomelidae
Product: general transcription factor II-I repeat domain-containing protein 2A-like
Exons: 1
Coding region: 1-1389 (462 amino acids)
Source: RefSeq, a predicted model, not a curated record
AUGAAUCCUUCAAAGAAUUCAAAAGUUUAUCACUUUCAUAUAGAGUGGGAAGACGAUUAUUUUUUUACUCAAGUGAAAGGCAAGUGCAUAUGUCUAUUGUGCCACGCAAGUAUCGCAGUUGGAAAAAAAGGUAACGUCGAAAGACAUUUUAAUAGUACUCAUCCGAAAAUAAACACAGAAUAUCCCGCCAAUAAUAGCAUCCGAAAAGAGAAAGUGAAACAGUUGAAAAAUCAAUUAGUUAGGCAGCAGUUUGUAUUAUUACAAGUCAGCGAUAAAACUAAAGCCACCACUCUAGUUUCUUACAAAGUGUCUCAAGUUAUUGCCAAAAAGAAGAAACCCUUUGAAGAUGGCGAGUUCAUCAAGGAAUGUUUUGUAGAAGCUGCAAACUGCCUAUUUGAAGGUUUUAAAAAUAAAUACGAAAUAAUGUCGGCUAUAAACUCCCUCCAGCUUUCAUCGCGAACCGUAACUAGACGAGUGGAAAAUAUGUCAGAUGUUGUUUCCCAGAUGAAGACGGACUUACAGCGAUGUAUUUUCUUCUCCUUACAAUUUGAUGAGUCCACAGAUAUUAGUGAUACGUCCCAACUAGCCAUAUUUGUCAGAAUGAUAUUCGAUGAUUUUACUUCUAAGGAAGAACUUGUUAAAAUUAUUCCUUUAAAAGGGCCGACUCGAGGUGAAGACAUAUUUUCUUCCGUUAAAGAUUAUUUUAUCUCUGAAUACAUUCCACUUCAGAAACUGGUUGGCAUUACAACUGACGGAGCCCCAGCGUUUACUGGAGUGCAUAACGGAUUCAUUGCCCUUUGUCGCAAAGAUGACACGUUUCCAAAUUUUUUAACAUACCAGUGCAUCGUGCAUCAGCAAGCACUUUGUGGUACAUUUUUAAAUGCCGACAAUGUUAUGAAGGUCGUUGUUAAACUUGUAAACCAAGUAAGAGCUCAUGCUUUGCAGAGAAGAAAAUUCCGAACUCUAAUUGCAGAAAUGAAUCUAGAAUACGGAGAAUUGCUUCUGCCUACAGAGAUACGCUGGUUAAGCAAGGAGAAGAUUCUUCGGCGCUUUUAUGAGCUCCUACCAGCUUUAAUCGCUUUUCUUAAGGAGCGUAAAGAAGACUACUCAACACUAGAAGAACCCGAAUGGUUGAGAGAUUUUGGAUUCUUGACCGAUGUCACAGGAAAGCUGAAUGAACUAAAUUUGCAGCUUCAGGGUAAAGAAAAAAGUAUUCUUCAAAUGAUUUCCGAAGUAAAGUCAUUCAUUGCGAAACUUGAACUAUGGGAAACAAAUAUACUUGAAGGAAAUUUAAAACAUUUUCCUUGUUUAAAAGAAGUAAUCGAAAAAGAAGUAGUAAACGUUACACAGGAGAGGACAUAUAGAAAUGUUGACCAGACUGAGGCAUGA